UAAAAAGAGAAAAAUCAGCUUCAUCUCUCUAAAACCUCACGUUUGUCCGCCAUUUUGAAAAUUCAGAGGCCCGGUCACAAAGCAAUCAACUCGGAUAAUGUAACGAUCACCAAUGCAGGAACGCCUGCUAGAUCUUGACUUCUUCGGUGUACUAGUUACUAGAGAAAUGGCGCAGGUUUGCCCGAGUUGAAAGCAAUAGAAUGCCUUUUAUAAAGAGGCUGAUAUUCGGAUUAGCAACUUUGAUUGUAGUCCUAGAAUUGGUGCUGCUCCUAUUUUUCGCAGGAAGUCAUUCUGAGCUAGAAGUUGUCAAGGAACUGAUCACAACCAAAGCUAGCGUUGUUCAGGAUGUGCGGAGUAAUGUAAAGGAAAGGCGACAAACACAAAGACCGACUCAAUCCCCACGGAUUCCCGCUGCUUUGAUAGAAAGAAAGCAAAAGAAAGAACUUAUCCACAUUAGCAUAGUUAUUUGUGGUUCGCGCAAAGAUGAAGCCCUCACAAUGCUAAAAUCCAGCAUUCUAUUCACAAACAGAACACUAGUGUUUCACAUAUUAGCUGAGUCUGGACUUCAUGAUGGCCUCAAAUCAGUUCUGGAUCAUUGGCCUUGUGUCGAGGGCAAGCAAGUUAGCUACAAGAUCCACCCUCUCAAGUUUCCUGAAGGUCAAAAGCCAGAUGAGUGGAAAAAAUUGUUCAAGCCUUGUGCAGCACAGAGGCUGUUUUUACCUGACAUUCUUACGGAAGUUGACAGCCUAAUAUAUAUGGACAUAGACACAUUAUUCCUGUCUCCAGUACAAUGGCUAUGGGAUCAAUUCAGCAACUUCAACUCUUCACAACUGGCGUCAAUGACUCCAGAGGGAGAGGUGUCAGCCACUGGCUGGUACAACAGAUUUGCACGCCAUCCUUACUAUGGCAAGCUGGGCCUUAAUUCUGGAGUAAUGCUGAUGAAUCUAACGCGAAUGAGAUCAUUUGGCUGGCAGGAGAAGAUAUUACCUAUAUACAACAAGUAUCGCUUUGAUAUUACAUGGGGAGACCAGGAUAUCCUGAAUAUACUUUUCCACUACCAUCCAGAGUUGGUGUACGUGUUGAGCUGUGAGUGGAAUUACCGUAAUGAUCACUGCAUCUAUGGCAACAACUGCAAAACAGCUGAUACUAAUGGUAUCUAUAUAUUGCAUGGCAACAGAGGCGUGUUCACCAACAACAAGCAACCAGUGUUUAGGGCUGUUUAUGAGGGUAUAGAAGACGCUAAACAAGCUGGUGGAAUCAAGGAAGCUGUGAACGCUCUUGAGAGGCGACUUGGGUCACAUCGGAAAGGUUACUGUGGAAAAGCUGUUGAUGCAUUGUUGAAGUUUCCCAGGCAGCUGUCCGCCUCUUAGUGCUGUUUUAGAGUAGUUUUCAAAAUCCGGUGCAACAAAAUUAUUUAAGUGUAAUAGUCAAGCCAGAGCAAAAGAGAACAUUAGUGUAUUAGUACUAAAAAAACUAAAUAGUAUUUCACAGGUUUUUGAAAACCACUCUAGUAUAAAAGGCAUUUUAUUAUUUAUUACCAUUUUCUUACACAGGUUUGUACAACAAUGAUUGCACAACACAUGCUUACAAGAAUACUACACAACCAUAACAGCACACAAUUUUCAGACUUUGUAUUGCCCUCAUCGAGGGGGGCGUAUUAAAGAAAACCCUUACGCCCCCCUCCUCAUCACAUGUGUUAUAGUUUCCACUGUUAUCAUAUACAAGAAGAAAACAAAUAUGGCACAGAGAAUAUUUAUAAAGGGUUUAAGAUAUGUGACUAUUAGGAUAAAUGUUACAGCUUGGAAAGUCAUCUCCCAUGAUUAAACUAUCAUGUAACUUAUCAAUUCCUGCAUAUUUGAAAUUUACAUUGCUUUGUAUCACAAUAGAAAAAUUUCACGUU
Molecule: messenger RNA, 1900 nt
Organism: Nematostella vectensis (starlet sea anemone)
Lineage: Eukaryota; Metazoa; Cnidaria; Anthozoa; Actiniaria; Edwardsiidae
Product: glucoside xylosyltransferase 1
Exons: 4
Coding region: 201-1370 (389 amino acids)
Biological process (GO): protein O-linked glycosylation via N-acetylgalactosamine
Molecular function (GO): UDP-xylosyltransferase activity
Source: RefSeq, a predicted model, not a curated record